AUGCCUCUGAAUACAAUUUCCCAGGAACGUAUCGAUAACAUUAUUAGGGAAUGUGGUAACACUGUUACAGUGACUGUCCUGCGAAAUACCCCUGGGCCCAGGUCAUCAUUUAUUACUGAAGAAAAGCGAGCCAGAUUGAAAAGCAACCCAGUCAAAGUACACUUUGCUGAGGAAGUGAUCGUCAAUGGCCAAGUACAGGGUAACUCGCUACUCUUAAUGCCCGGUAUUCUCAAGGUGUAUUUGGAAAAUGGACAGACCAAAGCCUUUCGAUUUGAGAAAAAUACAACAGUGAAGGAUAUCAUCCUCACCCUGAAGUCAAAGUUAUCCAUCCGUUGUAUUGAGCAUUUUGCUCUGGUUUUGAAGGAACGAUACACUAUCAACAAGAUCUAUAUCUUACAUGAUGAUGAACUCAUUGAGCAGGUGGUCCAGAAGCGAGAGCCCCGUGAUUAUAGGUGUCUCUUCAGGGUUUGUUUCCUGCCAAGAGAUCCACUUGUACUUUUACAAGAUGAUCCAGUUACUUUUGAAUACCUCUACUCACAGAGUUGCAAUGAUGUGCUGCUGGAGAGGUUUGCGAUGGAGAUGAAAUACAGCACUGCUAUCCGUCUCGCAGCACUGCAAAUUCAGGAAUGCAUCCUCAGCUCCAACCAUUCUGAGAAAGUCUCCAUGAAGUACAUUGAGGAUUGGGGAAUUGAGAAUUUUGUCUCAUCAACUGUACUUGACAACAUGAAAGAGAAAGAUAUCAGAAAGGCCAUUAACUAUCACCUUAAGAACAAUCAUAGCUUGAUUGCACCAGGACAAAAGCAACUGAUAUCCACAGCACAAGUCCGGCUGAAUUACCUGAACAUACUGAGUGAUCUUCGAGCAUAUGGAGGGAAAACCUUUAACGCAACCCUUCUGGACAGCGAAUCAUUUAUCACAUUGUUGGUCGGAGCCAAAUAUGGUAUCAGCGAAGUUGUUAACAGCAAACUCAAUAUUAUAAACCAGUUAACAGACUUCAACAGCAUCCAGAAGUUGGAAUUGACCUUUGAGUAUGAGAAGAUCAGCGUGGUGAACAUCUACCUGGUGGAUGUGAAGUCUCUGACGUUGGUACUGGAAACUCGUCAUGCUAAAGACCUUGUGUAUUUGAUUGCUGGAUAUCAUAGGCUAUAUGUGAACUCAACAGACUCCAUAUUCAUCUGGCCUGGCAACUAUCAAAGUCAGACAACUGAAGAAGAUGAAAAGGUUACUCAUCUGGAGGUUCAGGUGACAUCAAAUUCAGUGAAACUGAAGCAGUUUCUCUAUCUCCGUCGCAUAUGUUCCAAUGAGGCCAACUUCAACAAGGGAGCCUCAGAAAUGUCCGCCGCCUUGCUGAACCAAGGAUUCCCCAACACCAUUGUCAACAAGGCCCUCAACUGGGUCCUCCAUCUUAGCAUGCUGAAUGCUGCUGGUCUCAACAUGGACCACAACAACUGGAUCCUCCCUCUCCUGCUCCGCUAUCCUUUCAAGCCGCCCCUGGACCUCGCUCCGGUUGCUCCCGCUGCUGCUGCCUCCGCUGGGUCCCCUCUGUUAGAGCCCAUGAUGGUUAUCACUUGUCCCAUGUAUCCUGAUCUUCAGGAACCUGAUGAAGGAAGGUUAGAGUACCUCCUGGUGGGUCUGCUUCUGGGCCUGGCCAAUCUGGCCAUAAAUGGCUCCAGCAGUGGGCUGUUUGCCUUCCGCGGGGGAAUCAAGUUUAAGAGCUGUGAGGUUUUGCUUCAGCUCCACAAGUACCUGGUGGAGAAAGCUAAAUCAGCCAUUAUCUACUACAAACCCAAUGGCUCACACCAUUACCUGGACUACACACUUUGCAGGGAGAAAGCUGCCACCAAUGAACGUGUGCGGGAAGGUGACGAGAAUGUGGAGCGAGGUAACUGGUCCUCGAAGAUUGACUACUUGCUCUCAGUGAUCGGUUCUGCUGUGGGUUUGGGCAAUGUAUGGAGAUUCCCGUACCUGGCCUACAGAAAUGGAGGAGGUGCUUUCCUUAUUCCCUACAUUCUGAUGCUGGCAGUCGCUGGGAUGCCAAUGUUUUUCCUGGAAACUUCCUUUGGGCAGUUUGCCAGCCUUGGACCGGAUGCAGUGUGGAAAGCUGUGCCCAUGUUACAGGGCUUGGGCAUAAAUACCAUUGUACUUGCAGCAUUUGACAACAUUUCCUAUACCUGCGUCCUCGCCUACAGUCUGUACUAUCUGUUUGCAUCCUUCCAAUCACCAUUGCCAUGGGCAGAGUGUUUUAGUUGGUGGGGAGCGGAUGAAACAUGCAGCAGGACUCCCAAAGAUCCAAUCUGCAAUUUCUCUCUGGACAAUGGAUAUUUUGAAAUUGUUAAUAUAACAUGGCUGCAGACAAACAAUGAAACUUGUCGAAAUGGAUCAGAAAUCUCCAUUCUUCACCAGGGUCCGAGUGAGCAAUACUGGGAUAAAGUGGUUUUACGCCGUACAAGUUCAAUCGAUGAAACUGGGGAGAUCGUCUGGUAUUUAGCCCUCUGUCUGUUUCUGGCCUGGCUAAUAAUUGGGGCGGUGUUAUCAAAGGGAAUCAAAUCUUCAGGAAAGGUGGUUUAUUUCACUGCGACAUUACCUUAUGUGAUUCUGACCAUACUCCUGAUCCGAGGGCUAACCCUGGAGGGAGCCUCUAAAGGAAUUGAAUUCUACAUUGGAAUCCAAUCAGACUUCUCCAAACUGGCAGAAGGUCAUGUUUGGAAAGAUGCUGCGAUACAAAUUUUCUUUUCUUUGUCAGUAGGUUCUGGUACUUUAAUAGCACUGUCAUCCUACAACAAAUUCCACAACAACUGUUACCAAGACGCCAUUGUUGUCUGUGUGGUUAAUUGUGGUACAAGUGUGUUUGCUGGAUUUGCCAUCUUCUCUAUCCUUGGACAUAUGGCUCAUAUCCAAGGGAAACCUGUUUCUGAGGUUGCCCAGUCAGGUUUUGGUUUGGCUUUUAUUGCGUAUCCGGAGAUUGCUGCGCAGUUGCCGUGGGCACCUUUAUGGUCCAUUUUAUUUUUCCUCAUGCUGGUCAUUUUGGCAAUCGACACUAUGUUUGCAAGUUUAGAAAAAGUCAUAACAGUUCUGCUGGACAGGUUUCCAAAAUAUCUACGAUCAAAGCGCUUUUGUCUGACAAUUGGCAUUUGUGUGUUGUCUUAUUUGUUUGGUCUUGUGAGUGUAACACAGGCUGGAAUUUACUGGAUACAUUUAAUUGAUUAUUUCUGUGCUGGAUGGGUCCCUAUUAUAGUAACACUGCUGGAACUCAUGGGUGUAAGCUGGCUGUAUGGGACAAACCGAUUCAUCAAGGACAUUGAGAUGAUGAUUGGGGAAAGGACUUGGCUUUUCUGGCUGUGGUGGAGAGUUUGUUGGUUUUUUAUCACUCCGUGUUUGAUGGUGGUUUUCUUGUUCUGGUCCUUGACAACUUUUGUCCCACCAACAUAUGGACCUGUUGAAUACCCUGUCUGGGCAAUAGCACUGGGCUGGUGUAUGACCAUCUUCUGUAUUAUGUGGAUCCCCAUUGUGGCUGCAGUGAGAGUUGUCCAAGCUGAGGGCUCCACAUUGUGGCAGACGAGGCUGGAAGAGGGAUGGAUGAGUGGAGAUGCAGAGGAAUUUGUUCUGACAGUGCUGUGCAGGAGAAUGCUGGGGUGGACAGAAAGUUGGGACUAUCACCUAAGAUAUCUGCAGCUUGUGCAUCAGCCCCAGAUUGGGGUCCGUACUUGGAACAACACAGAGGGGAAAGAUACAGGAAAAGGCCUGAUUCAAGAGACGCUUCUUAUGGGGUACAGCUUCUAG
Hemiscyllium ocellatum (epaulette shark) is the source of this 3780-nucleotide messenger RNA. RefSeq lists its product as uncharacterized. Gene Ontology annotation, biological process: signal transduction; sodium ion transmembrane transport. Gene Ontology annotation, molecular function: L-proline transmembrane transporter activity. The transcript has 32 exons. NCBI's taxonomy places the organism in Eukaryota, Metazoa, Chordata, Chondrichthyes, Orectolobiformes, Hemiscylliidae. The coding region runs from base 1 to 3780 and encodes 1259 amino acids. The record is from RefSeq and is a predicted model, not a curated record. Gene Ontology annotation, cellular component: cytoskeleton; membrane.